Messenger RNA from Mya arenaria, 3196 nucleotides. Its product is annotated as galactosylceramide sulfotransferase-like. The coding region runs from base 259 to 1338 and encodes 359 amino acids. The transcript is spliced from 3 exons. Gene Ontology annotation, biological process: glycolipid biosynthetic process. NCBI's taxonomy places the organism in Eukaryota, Metazoa, Mollusca, Bivalvia, Myida, Myidae. Gene Ontology annotation, cellular component: membrane. The record is from RefSeq and is a predicted model, not a curated record. Gene Ontology annotation, molecular function: galactosylceramide sulfotransferase activity.
UAUAUUUUAUGUGCAUGGAUAUUCUUGUCAUUUUAAAAGCGUUUAUAAUGACAGUGUGCGGAUGUUACACUCGGUAUAAAAAUAAUAUAAUGUUAGUAUUAUGGAAAUAAAUAACGUAUUUUGCCCAGAUUAUUGCCGCAGCAUAGAUAUUUUUGUGUUAUUGCAGAUACCUACCGAAGACAUCCUUACAGCUAGAACACAUUAUCCUAUAACAGGACUUGAUUGCACAGCUGAUAUCUCGUGUGUGACAUACCAGGAAUGAAGAGAAAAUUAUGCGUUUGGUGUCUGGUUGUCGCAGUGAUUGUAUCUAUUUACAUGUUGGCACAGCAGGUUAAUAUAACCAUGAGCACUGCGAUAUAUUUUUCCAGUCAGCUUGAAGAGGUUCGGCACAUAGGUUUCCUAAAGGUACACAAAGCUGCUAGUUCCACAAUGCAAAACAUUUUUUUUCGGUUCGGCUUAAAGCGUAACUUAACGUUUGUGUUUACAAAUCAUCCGAAUUAUUUCUCGAGAACGGUGUCACAGCACCUUCCUCUGAAAAUGCCAAGGUUCAGAGGCGACCAUGACAUCCUGUGUACACAUGGCAUUUUUAACAUACAGACCUAUGGAAGCGUACUUCCGAAGGAUGCGACGUACAUUGCAAUUGUGCGAGAACCGCUCGAACAAUUUGUGUCUUCUAUCAACUAUUAUUCUCAGCCAUCCUCGCAGCUCCCAUACAUAUCGGCAAUCCCUGGAAAUAAACUAACUGCACUCAUACGUAAUCCAAAAUUCGACAAAGGAUUUUUUUCAUACACUAAAAACAGUAUGGCAAGAGACUUUGGAAUAUCUAUUUCAACCAAUCAGGAAACAAUUGCUGCAAAGUUGACAGAGCUUAAUAGCAUUUUCAAAUUGGUUUUGUUGGUUGAAUAUUUUGAAGAAUCUUUGAUACUUUUGAAACGGUAUUUUAAAUGGAAGCAUGUGGAUAUAUUGUUUAUAUCAAACAAUGUUCACAGCAAGGAAGGCUGGUCAAAAAAAGACCUUACUCCAGAUGAUAUUGCGAAAUUUAAGCAUCGAAAUUGGCUUGACUAUUAUGUGUAUGACCAUUUUUAUGAAGAAUUUUGGCGCAAGUUCCGGUUUGAGUUACUCGAUAUUCAUAUGGAGGUGCUCUAUUUCAAGCGCGUCCUGGAACGUCUUGCGUCCUUCUGUCGUGCGGGGAACGAAAGCGUUGAGAGAAGUCUAGAGGUCGAAACAAGUACCUGGGACGCGGGCUUUAGGGUGAACCGUGAAGAAUGCGACCUGAUGUUAAAAAAUGAGCUUGAUUUUAUAUCAGUAUUGCGACAAAAACAGGGAAGUGAGCUCUAAGAAGUUGAAAAUUGCCAUGUAAUUAAUUGUAAGAUAAUAGGUCCAUACGUAUAUUAUAUAAGAGGGACUGAAUAAUAAACAGUUCAUCUUUGUAUUAUUUUUCAAAAUUAUAUUUUACAGGUUUUCAUUAAUAUUUUACAUUGUCAUGGUGUCGCAAAAUAUUAUGACAAUCUGUAAAAAGAGACGUUCAACAUUGUUGUGUUUGAACAAUAAUGGAAGGAAUGUCAGUGGGAACCAGUAGAGUGAUUGUUACAAAAUACUCCGUUCUUUUACAUUACAAGCUGAUACUUACGCGCAAGAAUUAGAUUCAGUGUGUGUUUUCAUGCCUGCGCAUGGGUGUGCUAAUGUAAUAGUAUAUGUGUGUGCGUGAGCAUAAUUGUUUAGUAUGGAUAUUUAUCCUAACAAAAUAAAUAGAACUGACUUUUUAAGAUAAGAAUUUAGAACUGUGUGCUAAUACAGAUUAUAUGUGAAAAAAUAAAUGAGAUAAAAAAAACAUUUGACUACAGAAUGUAAUUCCACUGUCGUUGACGUAUGCACUUGAAUUUGAACAAUGUAAUAAAUAUUUUAUUUUUGUCUUGGUCACGACAAAAAAAUUAACACCUAUUCGUUAAACAUCAAAAAACAGUCAAAAAUGUCACGAAAUUUGAUUUUACAUCUUCUAGGUCACACACUACCAAAUAUAGCAUUGGUUUAAUACGCUAAGUUGACAAUCAAAGUUUUGAAAAAAAUAUAAAAUAUGUUGUUCAUAGGUUAAGAAUAAACGGUAUGUACAACCACGAACAUGGAAGAUGAAAUAUAUAAACAUAUUACAAUAGUAAAGAAAUGUCACAAAAUUGGAUUGAUUUUGUUUCCAGGUAGACAGCAAUUGUCAUCCCGUGUGUACAAAGUUAAAUUGGCAAAUCAUAGUUAAAGUGUAAAGCCAUCAUAAGAACUGAUGAAUAAACAAUAUAAUAAUAUAAUAUAGUAAGAAAUGUUUCAAAGCAAUACAUACUUAAAUAUACAGGAUAUUUUACUGGCCAAGGUAAAGUACAUACGUGAAUGUUUAUUAAUUGGAAUGUGCAAAAAUUAUUUGUUAACUUCCAAAUAUUUAGCUUAAAAUUGUGAAGAAAAUUAAUCAGGUCUUUUUUAACAUCAAGAAUCAAAACAUGUUACAAAAUUACUUAUUGUUCGUGUCAAGAUAAAAACAUGACUUAUUUUUUAUAUCAAAUAAUAUUAUAAAUCUUGUGAGGAAAUGUGAAACAGAUAUUUGUUACAAAUCAGAUCAUUCAAUAAUUGCUUUAGAAUUAUGUUUUUCUUUAACCAAACAUGGUAAAGGACUAUGGAAAUUUAUUAACUCACUUUUAUUAGACAUUGAAUAUUUAGAAUGUAUAAAAAAAGAUUGAUGAUGUUAUUUUACAAUAUUGUAAUCCUGUAUACGAUAGUGAGUUUGUGGUAGAAAUGGAUAGAUCAGAAAUACAGUUUGUAAUUAAUGAUGAAUUAUUUUAAGAAACUUUGCUCAUGGAAAUUAGAGGUAAAACUAUAUAUUUUGCCAGUUACAAGUCUAAAAAAAGAAAUAAACAAGACGAAAUAUUGCUAAAUGAUAUUUUAAAAUUGCAAAGUAAUAUAACAGAAGAUACAGUUAAUAAUUUUAGAGACUGAGUUAAAUGAAUUAAGAAGCAGUAAGCUUAAAGCCUUUGUUAUUAUAUCUAGAGCAGACUGGAAAGAAAAUGGUGAGAAGGCUACCUCAUAUUUUUGCAACUUAGAAAAGAAAACUAUUGCUGAUAAACAUUUACCAUUUAUUGAAAGAGACGAUGGCACUUUUAUAUAUGAACAAGAUGAAAUUUUGAAAAUUCUUACAAAUUCUAUCAACAUCUUUACA